GGUACAUUGCAUCUCGGUUAUCCAGGUGGUCGAAAAAGGACGUAACUCCAGCAUGAAUCCACUGGUAUCCAUCACAUCAGCCUUUCUGUUACUCAUAUUCUCUGCUACAUCAGUAUGGUCACAAGGUUUGCCAGUGGCCAACUGCUGGUUAGAUGCACCGGAAGUUGUAUCUGAAUAUAUCAACGUCGACAUCGUACCUCAGAACGUUACUGGACCGGGUGGUCGAGCAUCAUGGAAUCUGUUUGCAAGGGUCGACUGGCGACGACCGGCAGGAUUAGAGCCAGAUGAUAUGUACGUCUUGAAAUUAGCAAGUUUUGAUGGCAUGAUGGCAGAAGAGAGUGUAUUCACUGAUCCGUGUCUUGUUGGUAACGAAGAGAUUCUGGUGUCAACAGAAGAGCAUAUUUUCAACAACCUGAGUUUUGGACAACUUUAUGAACUCGAGAUUCAUCUGUUCCGUCCUGGAAGACAACAAAAAUCUUUAAUGGGAGCUAUCACGGCGUUCCAGACACCAGAGUGCCUUCAGGUUACAGGUGAUAUGGACUACUGCAUGAAUCGAGAAAUUGUUCAGUACUCUGGCGCCCCCAUCGACCCCCACGUGAACAGCCUCUGUCGCAACAGUUCAACUCGUCUCCUUCGAGUCUCUCUAUCCUGGCUCCCACCCUUUCAAGUCAACGGCAACAUCUUCCUGUACUCCAUAGACUACGGUGUGGUGGUGACCCCUGCCCCGGAUGUAGUUGUGGAACCUCCUUCAAUGUCAUUUCUAACAUUGAAUAUUUUCCCGCCUACGCGCGCGAAUGGGACAAAUCAGACGGACUUUCGAAUCUCUACAACGCUUCAAGGUCUAGAAGAAGGAAAGUUAUAUUACGUCAAAAUAACACCGAUUGUCGAUUCGCCGGUCGAUGGCGGUAAAUACCCCGGUGAUGAGGUCGAGCUGACGUUCGUUACGGCAAACUGGACAGAUCCCAUGGGCGAGACGACAGAAAUAAACCUUGCCACUCCACUUUGUGAGUUCCUCGAUGAACCGACGCUUGUGCCAACUGAAAAUAAUACAUUCACGGACAACCCUACGACUGAGACAAUGACCACCUCAGCGCCGCCACCAACGAUCACGUUCGACAAGACGACGUGGACGGUGAUGUCGACCGCGACCACGCCAGCUAGACUUCCGCCGAACUCUAUGGAGCCGGCACACAUCGCCCUCAUCGUAAUAUUUUCGAUACUCAUCAUCCUCGUCGUCGUCGUCUUCAUCGUCAUUACGAUCAGGAUGGCGAAGACCGGUCAUGUGACUAAAUUACCGCAGCUUUCACAAAUACCCGCCAUGUGCAAGAGGCAGGGCCAUUCGGACGGAGCCGAGAAGAAAAAAGACUUGAGCAUGAUAGAAAAAGGAGUGAAGACGGUCGACGAGAAAAAGCCCAAACAAACGAAAAGCAAACCAAAUGGAACUGCAAAGUCAUCAAAAUAACAUUGUUGAUCGUUACAUCCGAACCUUGUAGUAGACCGGCCAAAAGUCAAAAAGUGCUCUAGUUAAGGAUUCGACGGCAAAAUUUGUUAAUGCUUGGCAUCCCAGCUAAAAGUCUUGCAAAAAUACCAAGGAAUAGCGUACGGCCGGAUGCCAAGCGCAAUUUUGCGUGAAAGUGUCAUUUUUAGCGUAAAAACUGAAAGAAUGUCGAAAAUCACGCAUUUUUAUAUUUUGACGGAUUAUUUUAAUAUUUUUGAUAAUCUUUGAUAUGAAAUUAUUUUUAUUCAGAGUUUCAAAUUAUAAGUCUCAUAAAUAUGCAUUUCAAAUUUGAAUAUUGCACACACACAUAUGGCACAGGGAAACAUAAAACCGCGAUUUCCUCAAAAUAAAAGUUUGUGAAAACUAUCAAUAGUUUGAAGUUUUUUUACGCAGCUUAAAUUCUUCGAUUCAACUGCGUUUAUCCAUCAAAUGUAUAGUAAAUGUCCUAAUGUCACAAAUAUUAAAAUAAUUUUCAAGUAAGAUGGAAGAUAUCUCACUUCAUGUUAUCUGAAAUGAGACAAUGUGCAUUCUACCAGGUGCGCGUUUUGAAAGAAAAAUUGAAAAUACCGUACAUUAUGUACAUAAUUACAUGUAUAAGUACAUACUAAAGCGAGUUUUUAAUUACAUAUAUAAGUGCAUUCUAAAGCGAGUUUUUAAUUGGAUAGCACAAUUUGUCAAUUCUUUGCAUCCCAGCUCAAAUUCUUGCGGAAAUCCUGAGGAAUAACGUACGGGCGGAUGCCAAGUGCACUUUUGCGUGAAAGUAUCAUUUUUUGCGUAAAAUUUGAAAGACUGUUGAAAAUCACGCAUUUUGAUAUUUUGACGGAUUAUCAUCAUAUUUUUGGUUAUCUUUGAUAUGGAAUUAUUUUUAUUCAGAGUUUUAAAUUAUAAGUCUAGUAAAUAUGCAUUUCAAUUUGGAAUAUUACACACACAUAUAUGGCAAUAUGAAAUAUAAAAUCGUGAUUUACUAAAAAUAGUAGUUUGUGAAAACUAUCAAUAGUAUAAUGUUUGUGUUCCGCAUCUCAAUUUCGUCAAUUUUAGCGCUAACCGAAUAAAUACAUAAUAAUUGUUGUCAUGGCACAUAUAGUGAAAACAAAUGUUGAAAGAAGAUGCAAGAUAUAUAAUUUUAUGUUAUAUAUGCGAAAGAUAACAAUGUACAAUCAUCGGAUGCGCAUUUCUGAUAAAAUACAAACAGCGCACAAUAUUACAUCUAUAUUGCACAUACUAAUAUUAAUCAGUGCGAUACUCGUCAUGAUAUUAUAUCGGAUUAUGUUUACUUUUGUAGAGUUCGAUCUUCUUGCUAUUUCCGCGAAUUAAUUGGUGCUGAACGUAAAUCUACCUGUGACGAUAUUCAUAAAUAGGUCUGAUAUUUAAUUUGCCGUUACCAUGGUAACAUUAAUUUUGUAGGAAUAUCUAUAUCCAAAAUCAUAGAAACAGUAGCGUACCUAGGAUUUUCCACAAGGGGGGGGGGGCAAAACCGUCGGCCAAAAAAUUUGACAAGCAAAAAAAAAGGUCUUCAAGCUCGUCAGGGGGGGGGGGGCAUGGAUACGUCUUUUGCAUGGGUUGGGACUCGUCGGGGGGGGGAGCAGACUGCCCCCUCUACCCCCCCCCCCGUAGGUACGCUAGUGCAUAGAAAAUAUACAUGAAUGAAUAAAACGAUCGAAUUAGCAUUUUUAAACUACUCUGUCAAUCUACAUUUUACUUCAAUUAUUGGAUUAUCAAAGUCUAAAAAAAUGUGGCCGUUGCCACGGCAAUACCUAUUUUUUGUCUCGCCUGCAUGCAUAGCAGAGCAGGACUAAAGGAGCCACUUUUCCGGCGGAGGCGACGGUAGUUUUGAUAUAACAGCGUCAUAUCAACCUUGAAAUCUUAACCAAGUUUACGUUUUCGAAAUUUCGUUAUAACUUUGAACGUAUAUAGGAAAAAAAAUUAAUGACACUUAUAACAGUAUUCAGGUAUUACGGAUCGUCUUGCACAAGUUUUAGAUCACAUGAUUAAGGUCAAAGGUCAUUUAGAGUCACUGAACUUUGGCCAUAUAUAUGGGGGUAUUUUUUUCUUAAUGUCAUCAUAACUUUUGAAUUUUAUUGAUCCAGUUCAUGAUUAAACUUGAAUAUAAGGGUAUUAAAGUAUAAUGGAUCAUUUUGCACAAAUUUCAGUUCACAUGAUCAAGGUUAUACGUCAUUUAGGUUCGAUGAGCUUAUUAUUUUAUUAUCACAUGAAUGGCGCUUUUGUGAAUAAUUAUUAGUUUCAGUUGUUUCCAAUGUUCUGCUGCUAUAAUUAUUAUGUGAAAAUAUGAAUAAUAAAUGUUAUUUGGUCUUUUGCAUUGCAAGUU
Molecule: messenger RNA, 3824 nt
Organism: Lytechinus pictus (painted urchin)
Lineage: Eukaryota; Metazoa; Echinodermata; Echinoidea; Temnopleuroida; Toxopneustidae
Exons: 10
Coding region: 53-1462 (469 amino acids)
Molecular function (GO): protein binding
Source: RefSeq, a predicted model, not a curated record